UGUCCACCUACCCAAUGCGAGCACAGCCAGCACAGACCUGGAGAGGGCAGUUGGACAUUUUGCAGCUGGCCAAUGUGACACUGGGAUCCAGUCCCAGGAGUGGCUCAGAGCCGUGCCAGGGGGAUCAGAGUGAAUGUCAGGAAGCAUUGCCAUCCUGAGAGGGUGCUCAGACCUGGGGCAGCCUCCCUCGGGAGAGGCUGGAUGUCCCAAGCUCAGCAUUCCAGGAGCGCUUGGGCAACACCCUUGAGCUUCUGGGCGGCCUGGAAGGGCUCAGGCUGUUGGGCUGGAUGGUCCCUGCAGGCUGUUCUGGUCCACAGGCAUAAAUGCUUCCCAUUGGAAUUCUCCAGUUAUUGAACCCCUCCACCACAAGAAUCCUAAACCCAAACUUGUGGCUGCCGCAGCAGCCUGGCACAAGUUAAAUGUGCAGUGAGCAAUCACUGUGCUUAAGCUUCAGUUGUCCAGGGCUUCCCAAAGCGCAGCGCAAACAGUGUCAACUAUCUUUCACUGGGCCUUACUAGAUAAAUGUUAUUAUUUCAUAUUAUUCAGCUUCUGUAAAGUUGUGGAGCUCUUUUCUGAGAAAUGUCUUCAGUUCUUCGGGGAGCUGUUGCUGCACUGAGUCGAUGGUGAGGUUAUUUGCAGAACACCUGCCCUGAGUGCGGGCUAGAAAUGCUGGAGCUUAGUCUAGUCAGCAUCUUCAACAUUUACAGAGUAUUCCUCAGUGAUCACGCCUGUUAUUACGUUGGAGAUAGGCUUCCACCAGUGUUUGUUCUGUACAUACAUCCUGGCUGCGUGCAACGCCAGGAUCCCUACAAAGGAAACGAUGAAAGGCACACCAUUCUUAUAUUAUCCCUUUUUACAGCCAUCUAAUAUGCAUUGCUGAUGGAACAAUGAUGCUUGUCGAAAAUGUAAAGGAAGUGAAUUAAAGUGUUAUCAGGGUAAUAGCAUUUAAAAACCAUGAAUGUUUUCCUGCCAUGAAGCACAGCAACAUUUUGCUUUGCCAUGGGAUAUAUGAACAAGGGAGGGAUAUUUUUUAAAAGAGUGAGCUGUUUCUUGAUGUUUAAACACAGAUUGGUGUUAUCAGGCUUCUUCUUUAAGAGAAAAAUUGUCUUGAGUGAGUUGAGUCACUCAUAGUUCAUAACACCCUUUGGUUGUACCUGGUUCCUUUUCUGUUGUGGGGGGUCCACAAUAAUAUUUCUCUAUAUAAUCAAGUUACUCUUUUCCUUUGAAGGGUAAGCAAUUAAGAACUAGAAUAAAUCCUUAUGAACAACUAAAUAAAUAAUAAAGGCACAGUACAUAUACAACAUAUGAGAAAGGUUUAAUUGUCCGCAUGGUAUUUCCAGUACAAGAGAUUUGGAACUGAGUAAGAAUUCAUGUUUGGUGGGAUUUGGUUUUGUUUUCUGAAAAUGGACAAUUUCCUCAAUUUUUCAAUUUCCUGCCUUGAUUGCUCCAAACAAUUAGAAGUUUCUCUGGAUGGCAAUAUUUUAUUUGAUCAACUGUCACUCAGCACAGGCACAUGUCAGUAGCUGCACUGCGGGCUGCACAGUGCAACUUGAGGCUUGAGAAUACUGUUGUGAAUUAAGCAGGAAUGCAUAAUUAAUAACCAAAAGAAAAGAAUGAAUCACAUUAAUCAGUGAAAGAAGAUGAAACAAACUGUGACUAAACAAGGGAACAAUUUGGCUCAAUACAGCAGGAUACAGGGUUUACUUCAAAAGGAAUUGUACAAGAUUUUGCCUGGAAAUUAUGUUAAUUCACAUCCGUGUGAGUUUCCAGUAGUAGGGAUAGUUCAGUUCCAGUCAUGUGGGGCUAGCUGGAGGAGCUGGCAAGUUCCUUACAGUCAGCUCUGCUCUGUGUAUCCCAGCUCCUGCCAUAGUUCUCUAGACGGCAAAAUCAUCGCAUUACACGUGGCUUCAUCCUGUCCCUGUGUUCUCCUGGGCACAUCAGGGCUUCUAUCCCAUCAUUGCUCACCCACCUUCACUCCAGUGAAACCACUUCAAGUGUUCCACUUCAGGGCCUUUCCAGGGAUGUACUGUCUCUGUCUUUUCCCUGCACUGCCUCUUCAGGCUGGAAUUCUUUUCAUCCAUUUGCUACAAAGUUGGCCAGUUCCAGGUGCUUCAGGGGCUUCAAAGUUUACAGAGAGAGUCCCUGCGCAGGGAAAGCAGAAAGCCCUGUAAAUGCGCAUCCACUUUACUGUUACUUGUGACUGGAAAUUUAGGAGAUGCUGGAGCCCUUUACACCAGACUUGCUGUUCCAGCGAAGGACAGCGAGCCCCUUUGCCCCAGGUGCAGCCGAACCGGAGCCGCGCGGUGCGGUCCCGCAGGAUGGGGGUGACGGCUCCCCCUGCAGCUCCCGGGCUCCCUCGGCAGCGGCCCCGGCGGGCGGAGCAGGGCAGCCCGAGCUCGCGGGGCGCGCCCGUGCUGCCGAGGGAAGCGAGAGGGAGAGCGGCCCCCCCGCACGGGCAGCCCGGGCCGGCACCGCCCCGGCUCGCCCCGCGGGCGGAGCGGCCCCGUGAGCAGGCGUCAGGCGCGGGCUCCGCUCGGGCCCGGCUCCGGAUAAAUGGGGGGCGGCGGCCGUGGCGGAGCCGUGGCGGAGCGCGGAGCGGCCGCAGCGCAGGGCGGAGCGGCGCCGCUGCAGCCCGGCGGGACCCCCGCGCUCACCAAGAUCUACCCCCGCGGCAGCCACUGGGCUGUGGGACAUUUAAUGGGGAAAAAAAGCACUGGAGAUUUUCCUUAUGGUUUUGAAGAAGAAAACAAGACACCAUUUUCAGCAUUACCUGACAAUAUCAAGCAGCUGGAAGAGUAUCUGCAGUGGGAAGAAAUCUCAAAAUAUUUGCUAAGGCUGCUAGAAAGGAAUGAAAAUAAAAGUGGUCACUUUUCAAAAGGAGGGCUCCCCUGGAAUACCAGGAACACCUGGGAGACAGAUGACAAUAGCAGUUGGAAACAUAUGAUGGACUAUCUGCUUCAAGUUGUGAAUAUGAAAGAGAGCACUCCAAGCUGAAAGAAGAUCACUAAAUCAUGAAGAAAUCAAAUACUUUCUGUAAGAGACUAUAUUUCACAAGCACUUGAUUGUAUCAGAUAAUCAACACGGUCACUUUUCUGUACACAAGAAUUCCUUUGUGUAAAGUACUUAAAUACACAUAUUCUUGUAUGGUUCAGCAAGGACUAAAUCCUCUAUUUCAUUUUCAAGGUUGCAUUUUCUCAUUUGAAUGGCUUUGAUAUAUAUAUAAAAAAUUGUCACGGAAGGGUCUUCCAAUUAAUUAUAUUACUUACCUAUCGAAUCAUUUCAUCUCUUAGUUUGAAACUACAUGACAUUGCAACAUUCGCAAUAAAUAGUAACAAGAAAAAGGC
Molecule: messenger RNA, 3344 nt
Organism: Passer montanus (Eurasian tree sparrow)
Lineage: Eukaryota; Metazoa; Chordata; Aves; Passeriformes; Passeridae
Gene: GRP
Product: gastrin releasing peptide
Exons: 3
Coding region: 2554-2994 (146 amino acids)
Biological process (GO): neuropeptide signaling pathway
Molecular function (GO): neuropeptide hormone activity
Source: RefSeq, a predicted model, not a curated record